Messenger RNA from Aspergillus ibericus CBS 121593, 2625 nucleotides. Its product is annotated as putative DNA repair protein Rad26. Lineage: Eukaryota; Fungi; Ascomycota; Eurotiomycetes; Eurotiales; Aspergillaceae. The coding region runs from base 135 to 2486 and encodes 783 amino acids. The record is from RefSeq and is a predicted model, not a curated record. The transcript has 2 exons.
UCUCUUCCUCCCGCUGCUCCAUUUCACGCAAAGUCCCCUUAAUUAAUUCCAUUAAUCAUCCAGCCCCAUUCACCCCCCAUUUCCCCUCCUUUUCUCCCCGAUCCUCCGUUCAUGGCGAUCGUCCAUCCCAGGGCAUGGAAGAUAACGACGAUGAGUUCUUCUCCGACGAUGGCUUCGACGACCUCCCUCCCAGCACUUUGUUCCAAUUGGAGCAGAACGCAUAUCGCGCCACUCAGGCGAAUCCCCAGCAACAACUACUACAACAACAACAGCCACUCAUUGACUCGGCCAAAACAUCGCGAACCUUUUCCGACCUGAACCUCGAUUCCGUUGUCGCCAAUGCUACCUUACACACCGGAUUGAGCAACGACUACGAUGUUUGGGACAUAGGAGAGCUAGACGCCGAGGUUCUGGAUGAUGGAGUACCGAUCCAGCCAAAUGCUGCGCUGGACCAGGCUGCGACCUUUGCUGCUUCGGUUCAGCAUCAGCAAAAGGAUACCUCUGCAGGCGGUGAUGACUAUGGGGAUCUUCCAGACCCCAUGGAGAUCGAGGAAGAAGCAGAAGGCGCCUCGCGGUUCCCAGAACUUCACAAGGCCUACGCGGAACUCAGUGAAAAGCUGGCGUUGGAGACCGCACGACACCAGCAAAUGGCGGAAGAGCUGGCUGCAGCUAAAUCCAUGGCCGAAACCAAAACUGGCGAGAUUGCUAUCAUCCGGGCCAAUCAGGCCAAAUUAGCAGCCAAUUAUGACCGUCAACUAGCAGCCUUGCGAAAGGCAAUGGAGGAUGAGGCGGCAAGGCACGAGGAAGAGGUGGCAGCUGCUCGUGCAGAGGGCAAGAUGUUCGCCACGGAAAACGCCUUUCUUAGACAAGACCUAGCCGAAGAGUCCAUGCGCGCCAAUCAAUUGAAGGCCAAAGGCCGAGCAGAGGAGAAAGUACUGCCAACAACACCCAAAAAGGCGAAGGUUCUACCUUUCCGCGACGGCUUCGAUGAUGAUGAAAUCCUGGCAGUCUCUCCCAGCAAAUCGGCGCGUUCGAAGCGCGCUACACCAGUCGUACCAGGGAAAAGGAAACGAAAGGCCAGUCAGGACAGCCCGACACCGUUGCAGUUCAGCCCACAAUUGGAGCCUAUUCCCGUCGAACAUGCUGAAGAUUUGUCGGACGAUGCAAUGCUAGAUGCGGUGCCGGAUCAAGCUCGACCACAAGAGAUUACCCUCCCUAUGGAUCCGAGUGUUAUCAGACGCCUCAUGAACCACAGGACAUCGCGGGACGGUAAGCCCGACAUUGAGCUCAUGGCUGGACUGGCAUUCCCGUCAGAGCCACAGCGCAUGCUUUCCACCAUUCUCUUGGAGACGGCUGAAAGGCUUGACCUGGGGAACUACAUGGUGGAAUAUGCGCGAGCUAUCAUAUCCCUGUGGUCUCGCGCUUUGGCAGAGAAGUACUUCCAGCCUGUUCCAAUGUUCAUAUCCAUCAUGCGGUUCCUCGUGUCCGAAGACCUACAGGCCUUUGACAGGGACGUGUACCAGCAUCUGGUGCCAGUUUUGCAACUAUCGGCGGAAGUCAAUGCAGUUCCCCGAUUUCACAACUCACCCGUCUCGCGACCAAACCUGGGCCGGGCGCGAAAGACCCCAUUAUCGGAAUUGGAGCCGCUGGUCGACUCGACAGAAGUUCUCAGUCUCCUAUACGAUAUGGCAUGCAUCCGUUUGCAUGUGGAGCGGGAUAUGAUUGAACUCUGGCGGCCGGUUCGCUACGACUUUGUCCUGACGAUGCUGAACUGCUCGCAGCGCAUCGAUGACAUAAUCCUAAUGUUAAGCUUGUUAUCGACCAGCAUCCGCGCCGACUCGUUCGGUCCUGUCCAGGAGAGCGAGGACGUCCAGAACACCAUCGAGAAUUACAUCGUGGAUCGUGUCGCCAACCUUCUCAGUGAACAACUAUUACUCGAUGAAGGGCAGGAACCGUAUAUGGCGCGCGAGAUGUGCAGCAUGCGGCUGGAAGCAUUGGCCUUCCUCACCAGCCUUGCCUUCAACACUCGGGUGCCGGACAGCACUCACGGCAGCAUGAUCUUGGCCUCCCACCCCACCGUGCUGGCCCGGUUAAUCCGGGUGGCAAACGAUGAGCUAGACGCCCUCUACUCCCUACCGCCGGAGAAGGACCUCCACUCAGCCUUGGUCAACGGACUGAUAUGUCUCGUCCACGGUGUGAUCGAGCGACAUCGGGAGCACGCGGAUCUGCAGGCCAAACUCUGCCGGGUCCCCGGCGGGAAGCAAAAGUUCCUCGUAGUCCUGACGCGACUGGCGUUUAGCGAAGGACUGGUGUUAGAAGCAGGGAUCGAUGACGACACGGUCGAAAUGGCCCAUUCGAUUCUCGAUGAUGCCGUGACACCUCAGGAAGCCGAAGCGCUGUACGAGGCGUUUCCCAACGCGAAACGGGAUGAGGAGGAGGAGGAGGAGGAGGCAGACGAACAGGAGGAGAAGUCAGGCGAGGCCUGACCUACAGAAUUAUUUGAUAGCAUCUACCCGGUGUUUGGACACGGCAGGUCUGCAACAUCUUACACACAACUCACAAUGAUACCAACGAAGCAUAGCAGUCAUGAUAUACGACCGAUUAUUCUACAUAUAUACCUUAGCU